This is a messenger RNA of Aureobasidium vineae, 1731 nucleotides long. The record is from the annotation of a GenBank genome assembly. Lineage: Eukaryota; Fungi; Ascomycota; Dothideomycetes; Dothideales; Saccotheciaceae.
AUGGAUCAAAUGAAAGGAUUCCGUAUCGCGAAUGUGCUAUACAAGAAGAGCUUGUUAAAUGCCAUUGCUGGAGCUGCUGCACUAUCCAUCUUCUUCUUUGGUAUGAUGGGUGGUGUCAACACCUCAGCAGACUACGCGCAACUCAUGGGUUUCGGCCAUGUCGACUCCGCCACUGGUAGAGUCAUCGUAGACGAUUCUCUGCUUCAAGGCGGCAUCGUCGCGGUCUACUAUCUCGGAACACUAUUUGGAGCUUUCCUCGGUGGCUGGGUUGGAGAUAAGACUGGCCGUAUCCGCACAAUUGCACUCGGCAGCUUGUGGGCUAUCUUUGGAGCUGCUCUUCAAUGCUCUGCUCAGAAUCAUGUUUGGAUGAUUUGUGCGAGGACGGUUAAUGGUAUAGGUACUGGUGUUUUGAACUCGAUUGUUCCGGUUUGGGCUACUGAGACUGCUGAACACACUUCUCGUGGCCAGUUCAUCGCUAUUGAGUUUACGCUUAAUAUUUUUGGUGUUGCUGUUGCUUAUUGGUUGGAAUUUGGAUUGUCGUUUAUUGAUGGAGGCCGUGGUGCUUUCCAGUGGCGCUUCCCUAUCGCUGUGAGUAUUGGUCAUACUGCUCUUGGGAGUAUCUUACUGACUCUGAUCUCAACANNGUUCCAAAUUAUCCCUCUGCUUAUGCUCUUCGGUGUCAUCUGGUUCUUCCCCGAGUCUCCUCGAUGGCUCUGCAAAGUCGGCCGCGACAAGGAAGCAAGACACAUCCUCGCCCGCCUCCGCGGCGACGAAGGCGAAGACAAAAUCAGAGCCGAAGCCGAGUUUCAAGACAUCAUCAACAUCGUCCAACUGGAAAGAAGCACCUCAAAGCAAAAUACGUACUGGAGAAUGCUACUCGACUUUGGGCACGGAAGUUCUGGAAGCUUGCACACUGGCCGUAGAGUUCAGAUUGUUAUCUGGCUACAGAUUCUCCAGGAAUGGUGUGGUAUUGCUGGUAUUACUGUUUAUGCGCCUACUAUCUUUGGCAUUGCUGGGUUUGAUGCGCAGAAGAGUGGGUGGUUGUCUGGACUUAAUGAUACGACGUAUAUGCUUGCCACCUUGGUUUGCGUGUUCACUCUCGACAGGAUCGGCAGAAGAUGGACACUUUACUGGGGUGCUGUGGCUCAAGCCAUUUCCAUGUUCUUGAUUGGCGGCAUGUCUCGCGGCGGCAUCAACGCUACCGACAGUGGAAACACAGCACUGGCAGCCCGAUACGGAGCCGCAGCAGCCAGUUUCACCUUCAUCUACACGGCCGUCUUUGGUGCAACAUGGCUCACAGUACCCUGGCUAAUCCCCGCCGAAAUCUUCCCCUUGGAAGUCCGAGCCAAAGGAAAUGCCUGGGGAGUAGUUGGCUGGUCCAUCGGCAACGGCUGGCUCACCCUCCUCUGCCCAGUCAUGUUCAACAGCAUCGGCGAAAACACAUUUUACAUCUUCGCCGCCUCUAAUGUCAUCUCGAUACCUUUGGUAUGGGCAUUCUUACCCGAAACCAAUCAGAGAACUUUGGAAGAGGUUAAUAUUCUGUUCUCGGCUUCGACGCCUUUUGCUUGGGAUGCAGAGAAGCAUUUUGCAGAGUUCCAGGCUGGGAAUCCGACGUUUGUGUCUGCUAGUCGUGGUAACUCUGUCACGGAUCCGGAGACUGGGUUGCGUGGUGGCAAGGUCAGGGAUUCUGCCGAUAUGGUGGAGACGAUGAAGGAGAAGGAUAAUGUUUGA